Ochlerotatus camptorhynchus is the source of this 406-nucleotide messenger RNA. RefSeq lists its product as uncharacterized. The coding region runs from base 104 to 382 and encodes 92 amino acids. Lineage: Eukaryota; Metazoa; Arthropoda; Insecta; Diptera; Culicidae. The record is from RefSeq and is a predicted model, not a curated record. The transcript is spliced from 2 exons.
UCGGAAAACGGAUUUGUACUCACUUUCCAGAUAAUCCUCCAGGUACAGCAUCUUCCGGCAGUGCUGAGCAACGUUCGGACACAGGAUACAGAAAGGUAUAGAAAUGCGCCGUCGUGAGAUUCAGAACUUUUCCCUCAAGCUCAGCGAUCUCAAGGAGUACGAGCUGGCCAAGCAGGAACGGCUGGCCCGGACCAGCGAUGAACGGUCCGGUAGUGGAGGUGCGGCUACCACAACGAUAGCGGGUGGUUCCGGGCUGGCAGCCGAUGUCGAUCCGAUGAAGACACCCGAAGUUACGAUGCCAAGCCUGCCCAAGUUGGGCCUUGGUCCCAAAACUAAACAGGAAAUUCGGGCGCGGAUAGGGUUUCCACCGGAUUUGCCUUAGUGCAGAAGAAGGGAUGUUUCGGAA